AUGCCUUUGGCGAGUAAAAUAUUUACGGGCUAUCGUGCCUUAGGAUACGUAAGUAAUCACGUUCCAUUGGCGAUCAGAUACCAAGAGAAAACAAAAGAGCAUUAUGUCAUCACAAGCGUCGGUAAAAGUUUUCACACUUACAAUUGUUCCAAGCUUGGCAUCACAGACAUUAGUGACAGACAUGAGGAUGAUAUCACGUGUCUUGUUGCUAAUGACCGCCAGGUGUUCACAGCUAGUAAAAAUGUCAUCCGUGCCUUUCAUCGGGGUAAACAGGUUAUUCGAACAUAUGAAGGCCAUCAAAGAAACGUUCAUCUUUUGCUUCCAUUUGCUGAUCAUCUCAUAUCAGUUGAUGAAGACAGUUGUGUCAAAAUUUGGCACAUCAAAACAGCAGAGUUAUAUUUGGAAAUUGGAUUUUCAAACAGCACUUUUCAGGUGACUUCACUGGUCCAUCCAGUAACCUAUUUAAACAAAAUUCUUUUCGGGAGCAAACAAGGAACCAUGCAGCUUUGGAAUCUGAAAAGCAAUAAACUUAUUUACAGUUUUACUGGCUGGAAGUCCAAAAUUACCGUUCUUCAACAGGCUCCUGCAGUUGAUGUAAUUGGAAUUGGUCUUGAAGAUGGCCGUAUCAUUGUGCACAAUAUCCGGUAUGAUGAAACAAUUGUAAAGUUCUCUCAAAACUGGGGAGCAGUCACUACAAUUUCUUUCAGAUCAGAUGGCCAUCCUAUUAUGAUCACAGGAAGUGCUCCUGGUCACAUUGUAUUGUGGGAUUUGGAGCAGAAACGUAUAAAGUGCCAGGUUAGAGAUGCUCAUCGAUCCUCUGUAAGUGGGAUGUAUUGUUUACUCUCAGAGCCACUUAUGGUUACCUCAUCUGGAGACAAUACGCUUAAGGUUUGGAUAUUCGAUAUGCCUGAUGGUGGACCUCGUUUACUAAGACAAAGGGAAGGUCAUAGUGCCCCACCGGUUAAAAUCCAACACUAUGGAGAAAACGGACAAAAUAUCCUCAGUGCAGGUCAAGACAGUACACUUCGAUCUUUCUCAAUUGUUCAUGACAAAUACAACAAAAGUUUAGGAAGUGCUUUAUUCCACAAGAAACGUUUGAAACAACCAAAUUUAACAAAAGAAGAUAUUAAAAUGCCUCCUAUCACAGCAUUUGCUGCAGAGCCACGCCGUGAAAGUGAUUGGGACAAUAUCUUGGCAUGUCACCGUGGUCGAAGGAUGGCUACUACAUGGAGCUACCUGCGUUCAACUAUGGGCAAAUACAAAUUUGACCAUUUCAAGCGAUCACGAGACAGAGAAAACCAUCAUGACACAACAGCAACAGCUGUAGAAGUGACGUCAUGUGGUAACUUUGGUUUGAUUGGCUAUAGCUCUGGUCACGUUGACAUGUAUAAUCUUGAAUCUGGUUUAUACCGAGGAUCAUAUGGAACACCAACAGCUCACAAUUGUGCCAUCCGAGGUGUUGUGGUAGAUGCAGUGAAUCAGGUGACUGUCACUGGUGGAGCAGAUGGAACACUUAGAUUCUGGAAGUUUAAGGCCAAACAAAUGUUGCAUGAGUUGAAAUUGGAUUGCUUCAUCUCCAAAAUGAUUCUCCAUCGAGAAAGUGCUAUGCUUGCUGUGUCAUUGGAUGAUUUAUCAGUCGUUGUGAUUGACAUGGAAACAAAAAUUGUGAUCCGUGUAUUUUCAGGACAUCAUCAUCAAAUCACAGAUAUGACUUUUAGCCCUGAUGCUCGGUGGCUAAUAACCUCAUCAAUGGAUUCUCUUAUAAGAACUUGGGACUUACCUUCAGGAAAAUUAAUAGACUGUUUUGAAGUGGACACCCCAGUUUCCUCGCUCAGUAUGUCUCCCACUGGAGAGUUCAUAGCCACAUCUCAUGUUGAUGACAUUGGGAUAUACUUAUGGUCAAACAAGACACUCUAUGAACAUGUUUCAUUACAAGCCCUUCCUGAUGACUUCAUACCAAUGUUGAUAGAGAAUCCUAGUACUUGCAGUAAAACUCACGAACUUGAUGAUGAAUAUUCAACAGAAGAACUUGAUUCUUUAUCGUCACCUUACAAAUCUCCAGAACAAAUUAGCAAUGAACUGAUUACAUUGUCACUGUUGCCGUCAUCUCGCUGGCAAAAUCUUCUCAACUUGGACAUCAUACGUUUGAGGAACAAACCAAAAAUGCCUCCAAAGAAAUUAAAAGCUGCUCCAUUUUUCCUGCCAACAAUUCCAGGCCUUAAAUUAAAAUUUGCUUCACAAAAAGAUGCCAUUGAAAAUAACAAGGUGGCUUCUCGUAUAUCGUUUGGACUAAAACAAAAUCUAACUGAAUUUGGAAAAGGCCUUCAAAAUGCAGAAACUGAUGAUGAUUUUGAUAAUGUUUUGGAUAACUUGAAAGAGAUGGGGCCAUCAUCAAUUGAUCUUGAAUUACGAGGCUUGGCUCCCAGUGAAGGAGGUUCGAGUCAAGUGCUGCUACAGUUUGUUAAGAUGAUCAGUCAUAUGUUGGACAAAAAACAGGAUUUUCAAUUAACUCAAGCUUAUCUUGGAUUGUUCCUACAGCUUCAUUUUAAUGAGAUCAGCUUAAACACUGAAUUAUGUGAACAACUUCGACUCUUGUACAUGAAGAACAGUGCCAUCUGGGAAGAAUUACAGCGCCAGUUUUCACAGACCAAUUGCCUUAUUGAUUACCUUAGGGCUGCCAAAUUCUGA
Molecule: messenger RNA, 2688 nt
Organism: Acanthosepion pharaonis
Lineage: Eukaryota; Metazoa; Mollusca; Cephalopoda; Sepiida; Sepiidae
Source: the annotation of a GenBank genome assembly